Molecule: messenger RNA, 699 nt
Organism: Lithohypha guttulata
Lineage: Eukaryota; Fungi; Ascomycota; Eurotiomycetes; Chaetothyriales; Trichomeriaceae
Exons: 2
Coding region: 1-699 (232 amino acids)
Source: RefSeq, a predicted model, not a curated record
AUGAAAUACGUCCAACAAUAUUGCCUGAUCGACACUCCUCAGACGAGCGCCGCCUCCAAUUGUGCCGCAAAAUGCAACCUGGCAGAAGAUGCAAUGAAGACGUCGUGGAUUUACAAUGGUGUGCAGAAUCAGUAUAAUUACUGCAAUUGGAACUCGUCACAGUACACGCAGUAUGCGGGGGAUUGUGCUCAGUGUUUGCAGGGACAGGAGAAUGGUGUGAUAAUCGGCAAUUUUGCAGACACGAUGUAUCGUGCGUGUGAAAAGAAGCCUGAUAUUGCGAAUGGACAACUGGUAACCACGGCGCGUGCUCUUUUCGACUCUGCUACCCUGGACAUUGCGACGGCGACCCAAACACAGACAGGAACAUCAGCGAAUGCUACGGCUGUAGCUACGACUGGUGCAACAACAACGGCGGCAUCUCCUGAACAGUCCCCAACACAGUCUAGCUCGAGGCACGGGCUGUCGACAGGUGCAGCAGCAGGAGUUGGUGUAGGCAUUGGUAUAGCUUUGGCGGCACUCGUUGGUGGCGUCAUCUUCUGCAUUCGACGCAGACGGAAGGCGGCAGGCACGGAGUUGGACAGCGGAACUUAUCGGUCUGAGCUAUCGGCGGGCGGGAAAGGUCAGGAAAAGCCAUUCUUGGUGGAGGCUGGGGAUGGCCGACUGCCUGCGCAAGAGCUUGAUGCAAGCGGGAGAUAUUGA